Messenger RNA from Nannizzia gypsea CBS 118893, 1098 nucleotides. RefSeq names its product integral membrane protein. NCBI's taxonomy places the organism in Eukaryota, Fungi, Ascomycota, Eurotiomycetes, Onygenales, Arthrodermataceae. The coding region runs from base 1 to 1098 and encodes 365 amino acids. The record is from RefSeq and is a predicted model, not a curated record. The transcript is spliced from 4 exons.
AUGCUUAUGUCCGGGCCCGAGUACGUGGGGACGACCGUUAUGGUCCUGGCCUGGUUGCUUUUUGCUGUCUCUGUCGGUAUUGUUGGCACCAGAUACUACGUCCGAUGGAAAAUCGUAGCGAGAUUUACAAUCGACGAUGGACUGAUUUUGAUUGCACUUGCCCUUGCGUUGGGGAAUUCCAUAUUCCUAUCAAUUUCCACUCAUUAUGGGUUGGGGACCCAUAUGACGGAGCUCUCGAAGGAGCAAAUCAUGUAUACGGUGAAAUGGGUAUUCCUCUGUGAAUUUUUCUCCAUCAUGUCGCCCUGUGUGAGCCGUAUCGCCUAUGCGUCUCUGUUGCUGAGCAUCCUACCUCCAAUGAAAUGGCGGAGUAAAGUGCUUUGGGCUUUGAUAUGGAUCCAGUUUGUGGUUGAUGUUGUGUGUGUGGUGAUCAGCUUCAGCCAGUGCCAGCCGCUGAACAAGUUCUGGGACCGUAGUGUCCCAGGCAACUGCUGGUCACCAGUUGUGCAGCAAAAUAUAGGUUUCUUUCAAGGCAGUGUAUGUUCGCUGGUUGAUCUGGUGCUCGCUAUCUUCCCUGCCAGCAUAUUCUGGAACCUGAACAUGGAACUGAAAAAGAAGAUAUCGCUUUCAUUAUUAAUGGGUCUUGGAGUCAUUGCGAUGAUUGCAUCUAUUAUCAAAACUAUUCAACUGCAAGCAAUCACAGCAACAGCGGAUAUCACGUAUGCCAUGGCUCAUCUUGCUACCUGGUGGACCCUGGAAGCAUAUCUUGUCAUCAUCGCAACCUCUAUACCCACCCUAAAGCCCAUCGUGUCAAGGAAACGAGACGGCUCGAGCAAGAAGUCGAAUAUCAGUGAGAGUCACCAGGCUCACAGCAAACAGUUCGAAAGAACCGAUGACUCAAAGCUCCUGGAGCGAAGCUAUGGCUCAAGGCACAGUACCCCGAGUAACGGUGAUGUAUAUGUCAUGGAAGAAGGCCUCAAAUCGGGCGGCUAUAGCUCGGAAGAGAUAGAAGGAAUAAAGAAGGAGACAACUAUCGGUGUCAAGUAUGAAACCGCUACUCAUAAUGACCAGAGAGCGUCGAUGGGGGUUGGUUUUGAAUAG